This is a messenger RNA of Laccaria bicolor S238N-H82, 522 nucleotides long. RefSeq lists its product as uncharacterized. NCBI's taxonomy places the organism in Eukaryota, Fungi, Basidiomycota, Agaricomycetes, Agaricales, Hydnangiaceae. The record is from RefSeq and is a predicted model, not a curated record. Bases 1 to 522 code for a protein of 173 amino acids. The transcript is spliced from 2 exons.
AUGCGCUUCGCACUUGCUUUUGUCGCUGCCAUCGUUGGUUUUGCUGCUGCGAGUCCUUUGAAGGCUCGCGCAGCUUGUGGACUUCGCGAAACCACCGUUCCCUUGCUCAGGGCAUACAACGCAUAUGCCACUGACCACCUCUACACUACAGACGAAGCAGAAAUGGAAAACGCGGUUGUCAGGCUCGGGUAUAGCAGCGAAGGAACAACUGGCCACAUCUUCCCCAUUAAAGAGCUCCACACUGUCCCGUUGUACAGGCUGUACAAUGCUGCGAUUCAAGACCACUUCUAUACCACCAGCACGGAAGAGCGUGACAACGCUGUCAAGGAGCUUGGGUAUACCGAAGAGGGGAUUACCGGAUAUGUCUAUCUUGACACGGCCUGUGGAGGCCUUCCUCUCUACCGUCUCUACAGUGGCGGUGCCACGGACCACUUCUAUACCAUGUCCGCCGCUGAGCGGGAUAAUGCAAGCAAUAAUUUGGGAUAUACCCAGGAGGGUAUUGCGGGCUACAUAUUCCCGUAG